This is a messenger RNA of Fusarium oxysporum Fo47, 2547 nucleotides long. RefSeq names its product glycoside hydrolase superfamily. NCBI's taxonomy places the organism in Eukaryota, Fungi, Ascomycota, Sordariomycetes, Hypocreales, Nectriaceae. The transcript is spliced from 4 exons. The record is from RefSeq and is a predicted model, not a curated record. Gene Ontology annotation, molecular function: beta-glucosidase activity. Gene Ontology annotation, biological process: glucan catabolic process. The coding region runs from base 1 to 2547 and encodes 848 amino acids.
AUGGAGUCAUUCAACCUGCCAUACGGCGAGCUGUUACAGCAUCUGACUACGAGCGAGAAAAUAAGCCUUCUAUCAGGUUCCGACUUUUGGCAUACGCAAAGUAUCCCGCGACUAUCGGUUCCUAAACUUCGCAUGUCGGACGGUCCCAACGGAGUUAGAGGCACAAAGUUCUUCAACAGCGUUCCCGCAGCUUGUCUUCCUUGCGGCACUGGACUCGCAGCCACAUGGAGCCAUGACAUGAUGCGCGAGGCUGGAGACCUUAUCGCAAGAGAAUGUCAUGCCAAGAGCGCACAUGUAUGGCUCGGUCCUACAACCAACAUUCAAAGGAGUCCACUAGGCGGCCGCGGCUUCGAAUCCUUUUCCGAAGACCCUUUGCUUGGUGGAAGCCUGGCGAGCGCGCUCAUCUCUAACGUCCAGAAGAACGACAUUGCUUGCUCUCUUAAACACUUUGUCGCAAACGAUAUGGAACACGAACGAACUCUUGUAGACUGCAGGAUCAGUCCCCGAGCCCUACGAGAGAUUUAUCUCCUCCCCUUCCAGAUCGCCAUUCGAGAUGCCGACCCCUGGGCCCUCAUGACAGCGUACAAUAAAGUCAAUGGACAGCACAUGAGUGAGCACCAAGACAUACUACAAGAGAUAUUGAGGAACGAAUGGGGCUACCGAGGUUGCAUCAUGAGCGAUUGGUUUGGAACAUACUCGACAGCUGCAGCUAUCAACAACGGCUUGGAUCUCGAAAUGCCAGGCCCAACAGAGCAGAGGGGUAAACGGGUCGCAACAGCACUUGGGGUCGGCAAGAUUAGGAGCAGUACAAUUGACGCAAGAGUGGCCUCGGUCCUCAGGCUCGCCGAUCGCGUCAGGGAAUCUGGCAUUCCCGAAUGUGGCCCCGAAUCAUGUCUUGACACGGACCAAGAUCGUAGCGUGCUGAGGAGGUUAGCGACAGAAAGUGUUGUUCUCCUCAAAAACGACGACCAUGUGUUGCCUUUCCGUGCCGACAAGAAGACUGUAGUCAUCGGACCCAAUGCCCAGAAGUCUUUCUUUUGCGGUGGUGGAUCAGCGUCGCUGCGGCCUACACGAGUCGUCUCGAUACUUGAGGGUCUCCGAGACAAACUCGAACAACCCGUAGAGUACACCGAAGCCUGCCAGAUCUACAAUCAACUUCCAGUGCUGGGCGAUAUCAUUAGAGCUCCUGACGGGACGCUUGGGCAAUUCCUAAUGAGCAUUUACACCUCGCCACCAACAAUGCAGCAACUGAACAAUAACGAAAUCACGGAUACCCGGGAGGCUAUAGAAGUCCUGCAGCUCGACGACUCCAACGUGGUUUUGUACGACUAUAGCAACCCUGCUGCACCUGAUAAUGUUGUAUAUGCUACCAUAGCUGCCGACCUGGUUGUCGACAACACGGAUACGUAUGCCUUCAGUCUCACUGUCGCUGGAACCGCAACAUUGUAUCUUGACAAUGAUCUCAUCGUUGACAACUCGCAUGAUCAGAAGAGGGGCACCAGCUUCUUCGGCUCCGGAAGUGCCGAGAAGAUUAAACACGUACAACUUGUCGCCAACAGAGUCUAUAAGCUGCGAUGUGAGUUUGGCAGCGCCGCGACCUCCAACUUGAACAAAGCAGGAGCACCUGUAUUUGGCGCCGGCGGUGUCCGUAUUGGCUGUGCCAGGUGCUCCAACGAGUCUCUUGAGCUUGAUCGCGCUGUUGAACUGGCCAAGGAAGCGGAUCAAGUGGUUGUCUGCGUCGGUCUAGGCCCUGAAUGGGAAUCAGAAGGUUCCGACCGUGCAUUGUACGAACUCCCCGGGCGGCAAAGUGAACUCUUAUCCAGAGUCACAGCAGUCAACAAGAAUGUCGUUGUCAUCGUUCAGUCUGGCACUCCCGUAUCUGGUCCUUGGGAUCAAGUUGCUGCUGUGAUGCAGACCUGGUACGGUGGUAAUGAACUAGGCCACGGUAUUGCAGACAUAGUCUUGGGUAGAGAGAGUCCCUCGGGGAAGCUCCCCUUGUCUUGGCCUUGUUCUAUUGAGGACAAUCCUUCCUUCCUUAGUUACAGAAGCGAAGCCGGCACAUGUUACUACAACGAAGACAUCUUUGUUGGAUACCGUUUCUACGAAAAGGCCAGGAGAAAGGUACAAUGGCCUUUCGGCUUUGGUCUAUCGUAUGCGUCCUUCAUCCUCGAGCAACCAAGUGUGCAGAUACGAGGCAGCGGUGUCGACGCGAACAUGCUCGUCACCGUACCUGUUUACAACAACUCGGCCGCCACAAGCGGAAAGGAAGUGAUACAGGUCUAUGUGAGCUGUAUUACACCAUCGGCAGUCAGGCGUCCUGUCAAAGAGUUGAAGGGAUUCACUAAACUUUUCGUUCCGGCCGGCGAAACGAGGCAGGCAACCAUCGAGAUUCCUAUCAAAACCGCUGUGAGCGUUUGGGACGUCACAACCGAUUCCUGGCUAAUGGAGAAGGGGACUUACAAGCUAUCUGUUGGCAACAGUAGUGAUUCAGCACUGCUUUCUACUCAAUUUCAAGUGCCAGUCACUCAGCAUUGGAGCGGGCUGUAG